CUCAUUCAUACGUGACUCGAGAGGCGAUGGCAACCCUUUCGAUCAGACCGAUGGCACGGUUCAUGGUGCCCAGUCCUCACCGGGCUCUAUUCUGCGAUGAUAUACUUGAAGAGAUAUUUCUCAGACUACAGGAAUGCGACGAGCAGGGAGCUCGGCCGCUUGGCUCACUCGCCAGGUCUGCCGUCGUGUGCAGAACCUUCUCACCGCAUGCACUGGAUGCGCUAUGGGCGGACGUAGACUCGCUCGUGCCGAUUCUGCAGCUAUUCCCCGCGCGCCGGCUGAAGGUCGAAUGCCAAUGCAAUGAUAUGACGAAUCCUGAGUCAACAGUGUGUAUGGAGCGUAUCGUAAACGCUCGUUCGAUGCGUAGAUUCCAGGGCUAUGCGAGGCGCAUUCGUGCGCUGCACGUCCACGCAGAGUUCAAUCAAUCUGCACGCACGGCGUUCCUCCUCUCCUUGUCGAAACGCCAAAAACACUCUCAAAAACACUCUAUCCCUCUGUUUCCCAACUUGCAACGCCUGCGGUGGGGAGCCCGCUUCUUUCCCGACCCCUGUUUCACUCUCGUCCUCACACCUUCCGUUCGCCAUGUCGAGUUGAAUUGGGACAGCCGACGCGACCCCAAUCAUUACAAGGACGUGGAUGAGCUUGCGGUACUUGCCUCUAUCCUCCCCCCUCUGUUACGCAUAUUGCCAGUUCUUGAAGGGCUCUACGUCGACGGUGUUAGCCCGUGGGAUGCACUGUCAUUCCCGGAGCUGAGCCAUUGGACGCAUCUCCGUGCUUUUGGCUCGCGUGACCUCACCGUCGACGUGCAGACCUUCCACGUCCUCUCCAGGAUGGAAAAGUUGCAGGAACUACGGCUCUUCACGACGAAGGAGCUUGCAUUUCAUGAUCGUCUAGUACAGGAUGGUUUCCUGGGUUUACGAUCCCUAUCAAUUGUGGGGUGGUCAUUCUUUGUUCCUCCGGUUCUGGCGUCAUUCUGUCAUGCAAACCAUCUGCGCACCCUACGCCUCUACGCUGGUUGGCACUCAGAUAUAAUGACACCGCAACUCAUUCAGGCCCUCUCGGAUCUACGUCAUGUCGAGCAUGUCUUCCUUGACACUCCGUACAUCGAUCUCCUCAACCUCAUCAAGAUCCCACGUCUCUGGCAGGGGCUCAAGACAUGCGAGCUGUCCGAUCAGUGGCCUCCAAACUGGCGAAACCCAAAUGUACAGCAGACGCUGGAUCUGCUCCUUGCCUUUGCGCAGCGGUUUCCUUGCCUAGAGACGCUUUCCCUCCCCCCUAUCGAUUUCCAGCCAAUCCUUCCUCCCAAUGCACCCACGGAGACCGGUGGCGUGUUGUCGAUGUCCCUACGCGAACUCAACAUCAAGAACAUGUACAUCUCUGCGCUUUGUGAGGAGGCCUUGCCGGCGUUCAUCGACCGCUCUUUCCCUGCACUAGAUCUCCGGCGUAUGGCACAGACCGCGGAUAAGAGAACCCAUACACCUUGGGAGCCUUAUGACGACAAGUGGUUGCGGUGGGCGGACGUCGUCGAGAGAGUGAAGACUCUGAGGGACGCGGCUGUACGCGACGAGGGUGAGAUACCUCCAAGCGAAGAUACCCGUUAUCUGCGCUGCGGUAAUGACCGUGGAUACAAUCCGCGCUCCGGCACCAUGACUUGCACGGCAGCACCAAGGUACCCCGACCCCGUCACCUGGCCGCACCCCCUCUGGACGGGUUUUGUGAUAUUUUUGUUGUUGGAAAUUGUGGGACGAUACUUUGAUUUGCAGUGAGAAGUCAAACACGCCCCUUUCUUCAAUCCCUCCAUGUACAGUAUAUAACAAUAGCAGACUGUACUGUAUCGGAGAUCUGCAUUCAGAUCUUCGCGCUGCAGCUGUGGAUGCUCCUUCAGCUUGAACUUGCGACUCUACUUUGUACCCAUUUUGUUGGACACUGCUCGCAGGACCUAUCUUAUAUAUCCUCAUUGUCCAGAGUUCGUAUCUCACUGUCUAGGACGAGCAGAGUCAGUCUACGUUGCAGACUACGUUUACACAUUGGCGACCACUGUCAGUGAGCAAAGCGAGGGCAACUCAUAAGACCAC
Messenger RNA from Fomitopsis serialis, 2075 nucleotides. RefSeq lists its product as uncharacterized. Bases 27 to 1766 code for a protein of 579 amino acids. The record is from RefSeq and is a predicted model, not a curated record. The transcript is spliced from 3 exons. NCBI's taxonomy places the organism in Eukaryota, Fungi, Basidiomycota, Agaricomycetes, Polyporales, Fomitopsidaceae.